CAUUUCCCGUCACGUAACGCCUGUACUAUCUGUCUGCUUUGAGUAGAUUAACUUCACUUGCAUCCAGUGAUAUGGCUGGCAGUCUCACACCAUGCGAUCCUCGCUCUCCAAGGUAGCGGCGCCCGCUGCUCGCUCCUUCCAUUCCCGAGCUUUCACACCCAAGCGACCACAAAGAUGCUUCCACGAGACGAGAUUGGCGACCAUGCCUCGGCGACGCGAUUUCUUCACUUCCAACCACCUCUUGUCGAACGGCGACCGUGAUGAAGGUCUUCUUUCCAUAUCUCAGAGGGACAACGCAGCUGGCCAGACUACCAACCGCCAGCCCCUUCCUACGCCAAUACAAUCUUCCUCUAUUGGAGCAAAGCGGAAGCCAACACGGGCUUCUGUUGCGAAGAUCGUGCGACUUGCAAAGCCGCCCGCCAACAGAAGCCGGUCGCUACCGAAGCCAGCGAUGUCCGAAGCGACGGGCUUGGCAGAGAAGGAUUACCGACAUACAAUCAGUGCCAUCUGCGUGGCACAGUCCUUCGAUAUGGAAAAGGUGCAAGAGAUUCUGAGAUUUCACGGCUUCGAUCUCGAUCCAGAUUUGACUGAUUUCGACUCGGAAGCUGUGGUACAUGCUCGAGGGGUCAAUAAUGGCGAUCUAUUUGUCUUCCCUUCCGGUACAGUGGUAUCGUGGGCUGUUCCCGCGGAAACCUUGGAGACGCUUGCGACGAAACAAUUAAUCCGCGCUGCCGAAUUUCCGCACAUCAAAAAACUCGAGUGGGAAGACCUCGAAUUCACCACCGACGACACACGCGAGACGUGUUACAUGCGGGGAGAGACCGUCGUGCUUGGGACAAAAAGUCUUGAGCAGGACCCAUCCUCGCAGCUCGACAUUACGUUAGCCAAGAUUGCUUUUUCCAGUGGAUUGGCGCGUAGUCCCAAGCUUGCUGUCCUUGAAAACAACCUCUUCGAGUUCUUCCAAGGAGCUAAGACUAUUUUCAAUAGUCCCGAAGGCGGGGCACAUGGCAGGCUGACGAGCCGUUUUGUGCUGAAAAAGACCGGAGAGCUUCUCAGUCUACGUGCUCAGCUCAAUCACUACUCUGACAUUACGGAUCAGCUGCCUGACAUGUUUUGGGAUUCCGAAUCACGAUUGGAGGAUUACUACAAUCAGGUUGGCAACAGGCUGGAUGUGCGAGCUCGCAUCGCCGACCUUAAUCGCAAGAUAGACUACGCCCACGAGAAUGUGAGCGUCCUGCGGGAGAUGACCAGUGAGAAGCACGGCACGCGGCUCGAAUGGAUCAUCAUUAUAUUGAUCAGUGUCGAAGUUCUGUUCGAGCUGAGGAGAGUGUACAAGGAAGAGUUCGUGGAGAAGGAGGGAAAGUCCCACGACGAUGUAUGACCACAUUCACGACAAACACAUCAACGACUUUUGCAUUUACUGCGGGCGCGGCUUAAAAUGAUACCCUACUCUAAAUACAAUCAAUUUCGGAACGCACUUUUGGUUCAAUACGGCUCAUUGUACUCGUCCCAUCUGCCGACGUUGGCUACAGGUGCGUUUCGAAAUACCGUCACAGAAAUGCCAAAGCUGGCGGUGGCCCGGAUCGUGAAAUCGCGCCUUGGUGCUCAGUUUGCAGCAACCCGCAACAAGAGGAAUCAGCGCUGCUCGAG
Molecule: messenger RNA, 1650 nt
Organism: Microdochium trichocladiopsis
Lineage: Eukaryota; Fungi; Ascomycota; Sordariomycetes; Xylariales; Microdochiaceae
Product: sporulation protein RMD1
Exons: 1
Coding region: 92-1381 (429 amino acids)
Biological process (GO): positive regulation of mitochondrial translation
Source: RefSeq, a predicted model, not a curated record